CCAUCCGAGCUCCGCGCGCCCGCGCCAGUCGACGCGCGCCCUUUUGGGGGUUAAGAUGUGUCCGUUGCGGCGAGCGCUCACUAUGUGGUCCCAGCCGCCUCCCCCGGAGCCCGAAGCGCAGCCCGUGCGCGCGCGCGCUCACACCUGGUGCCGGGGCUGCUUCGGCAGCCGCCAGCUCGCGCGCAUGGAGCGCCCGCCGCCCGAGUACGGCGUGCGCGUCGACACCACGUCCGCGCGCCCGCCCGGCCUGCGCGUGCGGGACGAGCCCCAGUACCAGAACAUCGACGAGAUGCGCAAGCGCCCCGAGUACGCUAACCUCGACGAGAUCAGCCGCGAGUUCGGCUACCGCCUGUGCCCCGAAGGCCAGAACCUCGAGGACGAGGCUAUUUACGAGAACAUACUGUCAGUGCGUCAGAUCCGAUCCGCGGAAGUGCGUUUAGUGCCGGUGUCUGAAGUCGCGUACUACGAGGGUCAAGGUUACGUGGCCACGCAGGUGCUCAGCAGAAAUGGAACUUUCCCGCAGUGCCCGCCGCACACCUGGAGCCGUCUGCAACAAGCCUGCAGGCUCAAUGGAUCGCUGCGACUUUUCACUGCGAAGAAGGAGAUGUACGAUGUGAAGAGACAGAGGUUGUGUUUAGCCCAGGAUGAGUACAAGCAUCUGAAUAAUGCGCUCUCAACGCUCGCAGCCUCCAGGACUAGUCUAUGUUCAUCAACGACGUCGAUGACGACGACGUCGACGACAUCGCGUCAUGACCCCGAGCUCUUGAGGUCAGAGGUGACGCAGGCGCGCGGCCGGGUCGCCCAGCUACGCAAGGAGCUGAGGCAGGCCCGCGCUGAAGUCGCCAGCGCACGCCGCGGAGUCGAUACCCUUGCUGAGGUAGAGCAGAAGAUAAGUGCCCAGCAAGGCUGUUACAACAUAACCGAAGCUCAAGCUAUCAUGACUGAAUUAAAAAAUAUUCAGAAAUCCCUCACCUCCGGUGAAAAGGAAAGAGCAGACCUCAUGCAGUCGUUAGCAAAACUCAAAGACGACUUAACGAGACUGCAACUGGGAGACGCAUCACCUGAUUUGUCCACCCUCUCUCUACCACAAGAGAAACUCAGUACUGCCUCCCAAACUGACCUCUGUGCUGACUUAGUACCAAUCGGCACAAGACUAGCUGAAAUGGCGCGGGUACGCCUUCAGUAUGACGAAGCCAGGAAGAGGAUACAGCAAAUCCAGCAACAGCUAGCUGACCUCGAGGACAAAGUCCAACCUGGCCAAGCGGAAUCUGAUAAAGAUAGAUUACUACUCUUCCAAGAGAAAGAGCAGUUGUUAAGAGAGCUAAGGAGUAUAACUCCCAGAACGAGAUCUAAGCAAGAGAUGAGUGAAAUCCAAACUGAGUGUAAGAGAUUAGAGCAAGACUUGAAAAACGCCUUCGAGAUGUCGAACAAGUGUAUCGCGGACCGGCUAAGGUUGCAUGAAGAGAAGCAAUUGUUGCUACAGCAGUUGAAAGACGCUCUGACCUCAAUGACGACCUUAGAAGGGCAGUUGAAGACCUUAUCAGCAAGCACCUUAUCCGUCUCAAGCAGUUCCAGCUUAGGGUCCCUUUCUACAGCAAGUAGUAAAGGCUCCUUAAGCUCCGGCAUCAGCUUUACCGAUAUCUACGGCGGACCACAAAUCGCCACGUCGUUCCAAGUUGACAAGCCUAUCGAUAUGGUCGAUUUGCAUCGAAGAGUUGAAAGGUUAUUGCGUGGUACUAGUUAUACGGAUAGUGCAACUCCUGGAGCCAGCAGCUCGCCGUCACAACCCUCGUUGUCUCCAAGAAGCAGUCUGUCUUCCGCAAGCCCACCACCACCUCCACCACCUUAUAAUCAGGUGGAAAGACAAAGACGGCAGCAAAGGGAGUUAGAAGAGAAAUUAGCAGAAAUGAGAAUAGGUGUCGCCACAGGACUGAACGAAGUAACGGGACUUGCUACAAUUCCAGUGCAAUUGCAAGGCCCCGGUCGGCCGUGCGAGCCUCUCUCGCCUAUCUCCGAGACGCCCCCGCCACCGCUGUCGCCGCGAACUCCCUCAUCUAGUGGUACAAACACUAGAUCUGUGUCUGCGGCAGUAAGCGACGAGUCGGUGGCUGGCGAUUCCGGCGUCUUUGAGGCGGCUCAGGCAGCCAACGAUCCUUCUAAUGCAGUGAACACUGCCCAAAUUGAGAUUAAGUUGCGAUACUGCGUUGAGGAGAGUACGUUGGAAAUUGGUAUCCUGCGCGCGCGCAACUUGCAUGCGUUGUUUAUCGACAUUGGGACUCAAGUGGGCGUGGUGGGCGCGCUGGUGGUGGGCGGCGGCGGCGUGGUGUGGCGCGCGGCGGGCGCGGCGUGGCGCGGCGCGGCGCUGUGCUGGCGCCACGCGCACGCCGCCGCGCUGGCGCCGCACGCGCUGCCCGCCGCCACGCUGCAGGUCAACCUCACCGCCGGCAGCGAGUGUCUGGGUUGCACUCAAGUGAGUUUAGCAGACUUCGAACCCGGGACCGUGAGUCAGAAGUGGUACAACGUGCUGAGCUUUAGAUGCAUGAGACGAGAUGAGAGUUCGGAUGAGUCCACUGUCAUAUCGUCACAAACGUCUACGUUAACAAGAAAUAGAGGUCCAGAAAGUAUGACGGGUGCGGAAUGCAAUGUAGACUGCGGCGACAAUUCAGCAUCGGAAGACGAAGAGUCCAGAGAGCCACUUAAUCAGAUAGUGGAAGAGGAUUCAUUCGAGGACUACAUUCCUGAGGAGGACAUCGUUCUAGAAGAAGAGUUUCUACAUCCGACCACAGCCGAGAAGGAGACCAACACCGAGUGCAACUUCUGUCCAGAGGGAGCCAGGCAGUUACAUAGAAGAAAGAGUCAGCAAGUGAGCGCCAGCCCCGCCGAGCCCCUAGCCACCAUUAAGAGGUCACAAACGUUCUCCCCACAACCGCAGAGCAUUGCCAAAGCACAGUACAUAUGCAGACUGAACCGCUCGGAGUCUGACUCGUCGAUGGCGGCGUACGCGCGGCGCGUGACGUCACGCCCACCGCCCGCCGCUGGCAUACCCUUCGACCGCAGCGUGCGAGAGAGGCGCUCGCUCAGAUGGGGCCGGCUGUCGGCGGGCGGCGGCGCGCGCGGCGCGGGCUGGCGGCGCUCGCGCACGUCGCUGGACCUGGCGCUGGACCUGCGCGCGCAGCACUCGCGCCUGCACGACCUGCGCACAGACAUCGCCAACCUCACCGCGCUCAAGAAGAGACUAGAAGAAGCGUACACUCGCGGGGACCCCGCAGUGGCCGCGUGGGUGGCGGAGGACGAGACCCUCCGGCGCCUGGUGACGGGCGGCGCGCAGCCCGGGGACCGCGCCUCGCGCCUGCUCAGCAGGACCUGCCGCGAGAUCUACCGCCUCAGGAAGUCGCGCCAGGGCGGCCGGAAACCUGACCUCGUCACCUUCAAGGAAAAGAUGGCCUUCUUCACUCGCACGAAAUCCACCAUCCCCUUACUACCCGGAGAAGAUGGCGACGAGAUACUCUCGGAAGACGACUGGGAGGAAGAUCUAGAAGAAAGAAGAACACCAGACGGCAGGUCCUCUAAGACAUCGUACGAGCUGCGUCGAGACAUACAGACCACCAGCCAGGAGGGCGCGGCAGAGGUCGUCGAAUGCAAGAACCCGUGCUUGAACACGCUGACUACUCUCGACACCUUGGACACUUUGGACACUCUGACCACUUUGGACACUUUACACACUUUGGACCCUGAGUUUGAAGGUCAAGAAGCGAAGGAUGACGCAAAGACUGAUGAGGUGAGGUAUGAGUUUGUUGUUGAUAGAGUGCUCGGUGUACAAGUUUGAAAGGUAGGCCGUUUGAACUGGUUGGUUGCAGGUUUUGUUCCUGGCUUAGUAACUUUCACAUGAGCUUAUUUUUUAGAGUAUAACUGUUGGAAAGUCAUUUGAGCAAAGCCAUAUUUAUGUGUAAUUUUGAUCAAGUUUCUUUUCAAUAGAUAAGAAAAUAUGGAAGUGUGAAAAAUAUUAGGCGUUUAUGAGAUUAAGUAUUUUGUAAUAAUUACACGGCAGUAUCAUAAAAUAAUUCCAUUUUUGUAGGAAUAUGUACAGUAAUUAACUUGUGCUAAACAAUACAAACUGAAACUCCUGUGUAAUUAUUAUUAGACCUUGAACUUUAAUAAUUAUAUACUUGUUAACAAACCCUGCGGAACCAACCGAUUCAGCAGCUCUAGUAUGACCUAUGGCAAAUAUGGCACCAUAAAAAAAUUGCAAAUAUACAUUAUAAUUACUGUGAUCAUUAUUGCCUAUUGAGAUUUUCUGGUUUGAAGACUGAGCGAGAACUUAUAAAUGUGUUAUUGGUUUAAUAUAUAUCCGGGCUCUAAUAACUGUACGUACGUGCAAAUAGAGUGCCAUAAUAUUAAGAUUACAGUAUUGAAUCUUAUUCAUUUUUAUACAACGUUUAUGUAUUGCAUGUACAAAUUUUGAACAAAAUUCUUUGGAUGUUAGGACUCCUUUAACAGGUAUGAUUUGAUUAAUCCCGUCCAUAUAUAGGCUAUAUAUGUAUUAGUACCUAUUAUAAAUUAGUAUAACACAAAAUAUAUUUAUAGUAUUGCAACACAUUUUUCAAAUAUUGAUAUUACAAAUGUUGCCAAGUCAAAAAAUGUUUAUGUGUAGUUCAGGGGUGAAUUGUGCCUUUAUUAUUGGUGCCUGAUAUUAAAGCCUGCGAUUGUGCCAUAAUGGCAUGCCAGACGGGGAUAAAUAGGUACAAAGUAGUUGUAUGAGUCACAAAAUGUAUGCCAAACAUAUUUUUUUAUUGUAAUUAGAAUGUGGGGUUACGAUCACUUUGUAAAUAAAAUACGUAAAUUUGCGUACCCACCGACUAAGUUCAUCUGUAGAUAAAAACAAAAAAAAA
Molecule: messenger RNA, 4889 nt
Organism: Trichoplusia ni (cabbage looper)
Lineage: Eukaryota; Metazoa; Arthropoda; Insecta; Lepidoptera; Noctuidae
Gene: kibra
Product: protein kibra-like
Exons: 18
Coding region: 56-3826 (1256 amino acids)
Biological process (GO): regulation of hippo signaling; cell migration; negative regulation of organ growth
Cellular component (GO): cytoplasm
Molecular function (GO): kinase binding; molecular adaptor activity
Source: RefSeq, a predicted model, not a curated record